Molecule: messenger RNA, 7454 nt
Organism: Bubalus bubalis (water buffalo)
Lineage: Eukaryota; Metazoa; Chordata; Mammalia; Artiodactyla; Bovidae
Gene: PRDM16
Product: PR/SET domain 16
Exons: 17
Coding region: 237-4052 (1271 amino acids)
Biological process (GO): regulation of transcription by RNA polymerase II
Cellular component (GO): nucleus
Molecular function (GO): protein binding; DNA-binding transcription factor activity, RNA polymerase II-specific; histone H3K9 methyltransferase activity
Source: RefSeq, a predicted model, not a curated record
GGGAAGGCCGAGGAGAGCCCCCCAAUCCCGCGCCGAGGAGGCGGCGGCGGCGGCGGCGCGACGAUGAAGACGAUGAAUACAUUGCAAAGUUUUUUUGGCCCCGGCGAGGGGUGUCAGAUUGAGUGCUCUGUGCGCAUGUGCGAAGGUGUCCAAACUGACAAUGCUGGGGAGAUGAAGAUAGUGUGUAGCUGCUUCUGGACUCAAGGAGGAGGAGAGAGGUUCCGCGAGCCGACACCAUGCGAUCCAAGGCGAGGGCGAGGAAGCUAGCCAAAAGUGACGGCGACAUUGUAAAUAACAUGUACGGGCCGGACCCCGACCUGCUGGCGGGCGAGAGCGCGGAGGACGAGACUGAGGACAGCAUCAUGUCCCCCAUCCCCAUGGGGCCGCCGUCCCCCUUCCCCACACCCAAGGAAGGCUCGCCAUAUGAGGCCCCGGUCUACAUCCCCGAGGACAUCCGCAUCCCCCCGGGCUUCGAGCUCCGGGAAUCCUCCAUCCCCGGCGCCGGCCUGGGCAUCUGGGCCAAGAAGAAGAUGGAGGUGGGGGAGCGGUUCGGCCCGUACAUGGUGGCGCCCCGGGCAACGCUGAACGAGGCGGACUUCGGAUGGGAGCAAAUGCUGACGGAUGCGGAGGUGUCAUCGCAGGAGGGCUGCAUCCAAAAGAUCUCCGAGGACCUGGACAGUGGGAAGCUCUGCGUGGAUGCUCAGCACGCCGGGGCUGGCAGCUGGCUCAAGUACAUCCGCGUGGCAUGCUCCUGUGACGACCAGAACCUCACCAUGUGUCAGAUCAACGAGCAGAUUUAUUAUAAAGUCAUUAAGGACAUUGAGCCAGGAGAAGAGCUGCUGGUCCAUGUGAAAGAAGGUGCCUACUCUCUGGGGGCGGUGCCUCCCAGCCUGGAUGAGGAGCCCACGUUCCGCUGCGACGCGUGUGACGAGCUCUUCCCGUCCAAGCUGGACCUGCGGCGCCACAAGAAGUACACGUGCAGCUCAGUGGGGGCCGCGCUCUACGAGGGUCUGGCCGAGGAGCUCAAGCCUGAGGGCCUGGGCGGUGGCGGCGGUGACGGGCAGGCCCACGAGUGCAAGGACUGCGAACGGAUGUUCCCCACCAAGUACAGCUUGGAGCAGCACAUGGUUGUCCACACGGAGGAGCGAGAGUACAAGUGUGACCAGUGUCCCAAGGCCUUCAACUGGAAGUCCAACCUCAUCCGCCACCAGAUGUCCCACGACAGCGGCAAGCGCUUCGAAUGUGAAAACUGCGUGAAGGUGUUCACGGACCCCAGCAACCUACAGCGGCACAUCCGCUCCCAGCAUGUGGGCGCCCGGGCCCACGCCUGCCCCGACUGCGGGAAGACCUUCGCCACCUCCUCGGGCCUCAAGCAGCACAAGCACAUCCACAGCACCGUCAAACCUUUUAUAUGUGAGGUCUGCCACAAGUCGUACACGCAGUUCUCCAACCUGUGCCGCCACAAGCGCAUGCACGCGGACUGCCGCACGCAGAUCAAGUGCAAGGACUGCGGGCAGAUGUUCAGCACUACCUCGUCCCUCAACAAGCACCGACGCUUCUGCGAGGGCAAGAACCAUUACCCGCCGGGAGGCAUCUUCGCGCCCGGCCUGCCCCUGACCCCCAGCCCCUUGAUGGACAAGGCCAAGCCGCCCCCUGGUCUCAACCACGCCGGCCUGGGCUUCGGCGAGUACUUCCCUUCCAGGCCGCACCCUGGGAGCCUGCCCUUCUCCACGGCACCCCCCAGCUUCCCCACGCUCACGCCCGGCUUCCCGGGCAUCUUCCCUCCAUCCCUGUAUCCCCGGCCACCUCUGCUACCUCCCACGCCGCUGCUCAAGAGCCCCCUGAACCACACGCAGGACGCCAAGCUCCCUAGCCCCCUGGGGAACCCGGCCCUGCCCCUCGUCUCCGCCGUCGGCAACAGUAGCCAGGGCACCGCAGCGGCCGCGGGGCCCGAGGAGAAGCUGGAGGGCCACCUGGAGGAGGCGUAUGCCACCAAACUCAAGCCCCGGGGCAGUGAUCUGUCAGACGGCAGCGACUUCGAGGACAUCAACACCACGACCGGGACCGACCUGGACACGACCACGGGCACAGGCUCCGACCUAGACAGCGACGUGGAUAGUGACCGCGACAAGACCAAGGACAAGGGCAAGGCGUCCGAGGGCAAGCCCGAGUUCGGGGGCAGCACGGUGCCCCCAGGCGCCCCGAACAGUGUGGGCGAGGUUCCUGUCUUCUACUCCCAGCACUUCUUCCCACCACCCCAGGAGCAGCUGCUGACAGCGGCGGGAGCAGCGGGCGACUCCAUCAAGGCCAUUGCGUCCAUCGCUGAGAAGUACUUCGGGCCCGGCUUCAUGGGCGUGCCAGAGAAGAAGCUGGGCGCGCUGCCCUACCACUCCGUGUUCCCCUUCCAGUUCCUGCCCCACCUCCCCCACUCCCUGUACCCCUUCACGGACCGUGCCCUCACCCACAACCUGCUGGUCAAGGCCGAGCCAAAGUCGCCCCGGGACGCCCUCAAGGCCGGCGGCCCCAGUGCCGAGUCCCCCUUUGACCUCACCACCAAACCCAAAGAGGCCAAGCCCAUCCUGCCAGCGCCCAAGGUGCCCCCAGCCCCGGUGUCUGGCGAGGAGCAGCCGCUGGACCUGAGCAUUGGCAGCCGCGCGCGGGCCAGCCAGAACGGAGGGGCACGGGAGCCCCGCAAGAACCACGUGUAUGGCGAGCGCAGGCUGGGGCCCAGCGAGGGGCUGCCCAAGGCGUGCCCGGCCCAGCUGCCCCAGCAGCCACCCCUGCACUACGCCAAGCCAUCGCCCUUCUUCAUGGACCCCAUCUACAGCAGGGUGGAGAAGCGGAAGGUGACCGACCCGGUGGGAGCCCUUAAGGAAAAGUACCUGAGGCCAUCCCCGUUGCUCUUCCACCCCCAGAUGUCAGCCAUUGAGACCAUGACGGAGAAGCUGGAGAGCUUCGCGGCCAUGAAGGUGGACUCUGGCAGCUCCCUGCAGCCCCUCCCACACCACCCCUUCAACUUCCGGUCCCCGCCCCCAACGCUCUCAGACCCCAUUCUCAGGAAGGGCAAGGAGCGAUACACGUGCAGGUACUGUGGCAAGAUCUUCCCCCGGUCAGCAAACCUCACGAGACACCUGAGGACGCACACCGGGGAGCAGCCGUACAGGUGUAAGUACUGCGACCGCUCCUUCAGCAUCUCCUCCAACCUCCAGCGGCACGUGCGGAACAUCCACAACAAGGAGAAGCCCUUCAAGUGCCACCUGUGCAACCGCUGCUUCGGGCAGCAGACCAACCUGGACAGGCACCUGAAGAAGCAUGAACACGAGCACGCGCCAGUGAGCCAGCAUGCGGGGGUCCUCACCAACCACCUGGGGACCAGCGCCUCCUCCCCCACCUCCGAGUCAGACAACCACGCACUUUUAGAUGAGAAGGAAGACUCCUAUUUCUCUGAAAUCAGAAACUUUAUUGCCAACAGUGAGAUGAACCAAGCAUCAACACGAACAGACAAACGGCCAGAAGUCCAGGACCUAGAUGGCACCUCCCAGUGCCCGGGCCUGGCCAUCAGGAAGCCAGAGGACGUGGAGGAGGAGGAGGAAGAGGAGCUGGAGGAGGAUGAUGACAGCCUGGCAGGGAAGUCACAGGACGACACCGCAUCCCCCACACCCGAGCCUCAGGGUGCCUACGAGGACGAUGAGGAUGAGGAGCCACCCACCUCCCUGGCCGUGGGCUUUGACCACACCCGAAGGUGUGUUGAGGAGCCACCAGGCGGUCUCUUAGCUUUGGAGCCGAUGCCGACUUUUGGGAAGGGGCUGGAUCUCCGCAGAACAGCUGAGGAAACGUUUGAAGUUAAAGAUGUGCUUAAUUCUACCUUAGAUUCUGAGACUUUAAAACAGACCCUGUACAGGCAGGCUAAGAACCAGGCGUAUGCAAUGAUGCUGUCCCUUUCCGAGGACACUCCUCUCCACACCUCUUCCCAGGGCCCUCUGGACGCUUGGCUGAACAUCGCAGGAGCCACGCCAGAGUCUGGAGCCUUUAACCCCAUCAACCACCUCUGACCGGCCUGAGAGGGGCUGGGGUCAGAGUCCAAGUGAGGCCACCAGGGCCCCCGACUUCCCAACAGAAAUCUCCAUGGCAGAAGACGGAGGCAAGGGCCUUGGGAGCCUGUGCGGCCUGGGGCCAAGGAGACCCCUGCUUGUCACCUGUAUCUGACCACUCCUCCGCGUCUGUUCCCCUCUCCAUGGUCCAACUCUGACUUUUGCAAUGAAAACUCAGAACCCGGCAUCCUUGGAGCCAUCAUAGGGUUUCACUGGCUCCAAGCAUCAGUCUUGAGAACGGCCUUCAGUUGGUACAGCUCACUCUAUCUGGGCACAGCACUGGGGGCUGCCUCACAGAGUCAACCCCAUGGGCAAGGACGGGGUUUGAACCCCACACCGAGGCUGGUGGGCCUCUCCCGGGCGCCGUGUGGCAUCUUGGGAGAGAAAGGACAUCUGGGCGUGCUCUAAGGAGGGAAUCGCCCUGACAAUUUUUAUAAAGAAAAUGACAAGAAUGAUCCUUUUGGUAAUCUUAUUGACGACAGAGUCUAUUUAAGCAUGUGGUUUUAAAAAUAGACAGUAUUUUUUAAAAAAAAAAUCACAAAGUGACUUGCAAAUUGUUUUUUAAAAGUAAUUUUGCAUUGCUUUGAAAUCUCAGCUUCUUUGCAAACCCAAACCUGCCUGGGACCCAGCCCUGCGUUUGGGGGUGUUCUUUAUACUGUAGAUAAUGGAGAGAUUUUCUAUCCCUGACUGUGUUUGUAAAGCCAAGGUGAUUCUGGGCACCCCGCCCCCAGAACCGAGGGGCGGAGCCCACUCCCGGGAGCAGUUUGAGACUGUGCCUGGAACCAGAUACGAUGUCCUGGGCUGGCCCAAGGCUGGGACUCAGAGAUGUGCCUGUCAUUGUGUGACAUGGGAUUUGUGCCCACAUCCCCCACCCAGAGGGAGGUCGGAGCAGGGACUUGGUCCCCAGCGCAGAAGUGGCCAAGCCCCUCCGCCCACCCCCGCACCAUUCUGCAGAAGGCGGGGCCCGCCAUCAUCUUGGGAUCUCCAGCACCCACCCACCCCACCCCCUGUGGAUGGACAAGGGGAAGGGAGUGGGCACCCCCCCAUAGGGGCUGCCGUGGGGUGCACUCCAAGGCUCCUCUGCUCCAGGCUGCCAAGCUCCAUGCUCACCUGAGACCCCAGGACACAACUGCCACUUCGCUCUUUGUGUGGGUUCCUGGCGGGCGGGACCCGGCUCCAGAAGGACGGGAGUCCAGGUGCGACCUCCACAAAGAGCUAAGACAGCACAGCCCUGAGGGGAUGGACGGCACCUCCCAGAACCAGGCUGCUCUCCACUCGAUGGGCUUUAAAUUAUUCCCAUAGGGGCCAAUUUCAAAUAAUUGUUGUUGUUUUUUUUUCCCUGAUGGAAUUGACCUUAAUCUGUAUAUAACUUGUAAUUUUUUCUAAUUCAUUUCUUUUCUUAUUUUAUUUCUUCCUUAACAGUAUUUUUGGCAUUAGACAUUCUUAUUGUGAAGAAAUAAUGUUAAUAUAAGUAUCUAGUGAAGGACCAAAACCGUGUAAUAAGGUUGUGUGUUGUGUGAUCAAUAACCAGGGAGUGGGGCGAUUUUUAAUGUGCCAAAUACCCCACAUCCCCCACCCCCCAACGAAUCCUGCUGCCCGUUUUCCAGACAAUCAUGUGUUUUUGUUAAAUUUGAGUUUCAGUUGCAUUUAAGACAAGUGCUCUAUUUAUUUCUUUUAUUGUUUGGAAGAAAAACGAAGACUAGCAUCCCAAGAAGAAGAGGAAAAAAACCCGCCCAAGUUGCCCUAAGAAAUGUGUGAAAAUACAAAUGGUCAUGGAGUGGCCAACCGUCCAGCCGCUCCAGGCCAAGACAAUCGUCCGCCUGGGCACUGGGGGUUCGGCUUCACAGUGGGGACCUGUGGAUGGGGAUCCCCAAGGGCGCACAGACGUGCAGAUCCUAGUGAAAGGAUUUGGCCUUUCCCGGAUCCGGUCAAGGUACCACUCAGAGCGCCUUCCACGUGGGAACAGGCUGGAACGUGGCCCCCAGGGCGGUCAGAGAAGCUGCUGGCAGAGGAGCCGCCUGCAGCCGCACCCACAAGGAUUUACAGACACGGCUGCUCACACCACCUCAGAAGCUUCCUUCACCCCACCCCCGCAGUGGACCCUCCUGGUGUGUCGCAAUUUCCAACUCUCCCUCGGUUGCGAUGGGACCCCUUUGAAAAGUCAACCUCAGAUACCACCUCCCCAUUUCUGUAAACCCAAAUUAUAUGAUUUCUUCUGCUAAAAAAUAAGGUGUGUGCUUUUUUUUGCGAUUUGACUCUCUCUGUCCAAAGCAGGAUGUUUGGGCAGGUGGAGGCCUGAGUGUCUGUUCCCUGCAGCCCAGCCCUUCCGUUCACCUCUGGUCUCUCUGUGACGGUCACAGUUGGGUUUCUGUAGCUGAUCUUAAACUCUGACUCUUUCCUUCCCCAUCCCCAAGAACCCUGACUGCACAUUUUAAGUCCUGUUUUUUGUCCCCCUUGAAAACAGAGUAAGCCCAGUUUCUCCUCCAGCCUGAGCAUUUGGCAGAUUCAGUGGCAGGGAGGGUUCUGUCCUUGGACCCUCAGAUAAAAAGAUCACUUAUUUCCUACGCCUGGUGGGUCCAUGAAGCCUGGCCUCAAAGUUGAGCAUUGUCCCAACCACAGUCAGCUGCCCCUCCCCAGGUCUUCUCUGCCCCCAAGGCUCCAGCACCAGCCACCUGCUCAGACCCAGGGGGAUGCCCUGGAGGGUCUGGGAGCUCGGGCUGGAGAAUUCCAAGAGCCCAGCUUCAUGGCAUGGAUGCAGCUGGUGGCUGGCUGGCCAACCAAUGCAUCUGUGGGUUGGUGGCCAGAGUCAGGGCUGUAAACUAGGAACCCCACUGGGCUAGCGUGCUGGGGCCAGGGCCCUUCACUCCAGCCUCGUCCGCUUCCCUCUUUGGACUGCUGACUCUCACCCCCAAGUGGAAAUUUGGAAGGAGGUCUCCUCACCCUUCCCUCUUCUGCCUGUCAGACCCCAACCCCCACCUUGGGCCCAACUCUUUCAUUCCCAGGACAAGCGGGUAGGACCCCAGGACUGCUGACCCUUUGGCCAGCCAGCCCUUCAUAAGGGAAACCCAGAAGCCUCUGGUUGGAACCCAGAGACAUGCAUUUCUGCAUCCCACCUGGAACCCUGGGGUGGGGAUAAGUGACUGGGGUGGGCCUGAGAGACUGCCCAGCCUUAGUGGCCUUCCCAUACGAUGCCAAGAGUAUGGCCAGUCCACCCAGACACUGACUGGCCCUGGAAACCCUGAGGGCCCUUGUCCUUCUGCGUCCUGGCUGCUUCCUCAGUGAACAUUCGCAAAGCACUUGCCUGAAUACACAUCCCUUGUGUUAGCCCUGAAGCCUCAAAGCACUGGAUUGUGGCGCCCCGGG